Messenger RNA from Gaeumannomyces tritici R3-111a-1, 1750 nucleotides. RefSeq lists its product as hypothetical. Gene Ontology annotation, biological process: mitotic spindle organization. The record is from RefSeq and is a predicted model, not a curated record. The transcript is spliced from 2 exons. Gene Ontology annotation, cellular component: dynactin complex; cytoplasm. The coding region runs from base 282 to 1631 and encodes 449 amino acids. NCBI's taxonomy places the organism in Eukaryota, Fungi, Ascomycota, Sordariomycetes, Magnaporthales, Magnaporthaceae.
GCUGCUGGGCACCGAUUUAGCAGACAGGGGUUUGGAGCUCUGGUCAAUGGGAUCGAUGUUGAUCAGCAAACAGCGGGCACUUGACGCCAGCCCCAAGUUGAGACAAACGAGCGGCGUCCAACAACAAACAUACUCCAAGACAUACAAGCCGACUACCUACCUGUGCGUUUAUCCGUCGGUGGUUUCUGGGCCGCCAAUCACAGCUACGUUACUGUUGGCUGCUUCAUCGUCCGUCGGCCGUUGCUCCUGCUAGGGAGCGGGCAUCCUAUCUCACCUACACCAUGGCUCUGAACCGCAAAUACUCGGCGCUGCCCGACCUCGACACGGCCCCCGACAUUUACGAAACCCCCGAUUUAACCGACGACAACUCGACGGUCCCUACAGGCACCGUCAAAUCCCAAUCGGACGAGGAGGACGACGAUGGCCACGAUGCGGCGGAGGGAGUCCUGAGAUCCCGGCUAAGAGUUUCCGAGGCCCGCUCCAUAUUUACCCCCGCCAACGUCGAUGCGCGAGACGUCGACUUCUCCGACCGGGUUAGCGGCAAGAGGAAGUCAUACAAAGUCUCGACGCGUCGUCACCGCACUCUGGAAGACGGCACGUUGGAGCUGGGAGACUUGAGCGAUGACGACGACGAUGACGCCGGCAACCUCGCGCGCAAGAUCGCCCGCCUGAAGCGCGAGGUUGAGGAGGCCAGGGCCGAAUACGCUAAGCAGCAAGCCACUUCACCCAACCCCACCGCAGACGGCACCUCCCCAGAGGCCGACAUCGACUCUCUAAGCCGCGCGCUUGAGAGCAUUUCGGGCCUUUCGAGUAGGCAGGGGCCCGUGUUCAGGUCCGCGCCCGUGCCAGAGCCUCAGCCCGCCGCAGAUGACUCAAGCACUAAGCUCCCGCCUGCCACGGGCGGGGCGACCUACACCGUGACGUAUGCGCCCACAUACCAACAGAGCCAUGCACUGGCCAAGGCCGCCGAUUUCGAUAAGCGACUCCUCCUUCUCGAGAAGUCCCUAGGAAUCGGCUCAUCGGCGGCACCAGAGCUAGACGCGGGGGGUCUGCCACGGGCGGUGCUGCCGAUGCUGGAGACUCUCGACAAGCAAGUCGGUGCCCUAGCAUCGGCCACGCCAGUGUCGCUCGACACGCUUACGAGGAGGGUGAGGGCACUCAACCAGGAGGCCGCGUCUGUGGAGAAGAGCCGCGACACUCUCGAGGCCGCGCGCGAGAUGGUGCUCGUCCCGAUGGUGCACACGGGUGGCACCGCAACGUCGGCGGCCGAGGCCGAGGCGGCGCAGCGGGCACGCGCCGUCGCGAGCAACUUGAGCGAGUACGAGGCCAAGAUCAGCGCGCUGUACGGAACUCUCCCCACCAUCGAGAACCUCGCGCCGCUGCUGCCCCCGCUGCUGGACCGGUUGCGGUCUCUCCGAGCGAUCCACGCGGAUGCGGCGGCUGCCGGCGAUACGCUGGACCGUAUCGAGCGGAGCCAGGCGGAGGCGGCUGCCGAAAUCAAGCAGUGGCGCGAGGGACUGGAGAAGGUCGAGGCGGCCAUGCGAGAGGGAGAGGCAUCAAUGGAGGGCAACGCAAAGGCCAUGGAGGGAUGGGUCAAGGAGCUAGAGCAGAGGGUUGCGAAGCUGUCAUGAUGCAUAUGUAGUCUGUUCGUUUUGCUCGAUACCCCUUUUAUCUCUGGGCGACAUUACUCGCUGCCUCUUGGAGAGAGAUCUUAGUAGAUCUGUUAAAUAAAGCAAUAUUACGAAGCGCA